AUGCGCCAUCGACUCACAAAGCGUGCAUGCGAUGAGUGUAUCUCCCGCAAGGUCAAGUGCAGCGGCGCCUGGCCCUGUGAUACCUGCCAGAGUGCCCAAAAGCAAGUCAACUGCACUUACCUGAAACCUGCGCGGAGAAGGGGACCUAAGGUACGAAGGUAUAUCGGGGGUCAGGGACCGGAACACGCGACAACCGGUCCUUUGAUCACUCCACAUGUUGAUCCGCGUGACGAGGGGAUAGCCCGUGUUGAGGUAGAGCAACAUGUCUCGAGUACUAUCCCAACAGAAGAACUGGUCUCGGUAGUGCGCUUCUACCAGCAGGCGUCUUAUAGCGUGUGGCCGGUUGUCAAUGCAGAAGUGCUGUUGAACAAGCUUGAGCAUGGCACGCCAGAUAUUGGAACCUUGUGUCUGGCCAUGGCUCUCUGUGCAGCCACUAUGGCACAGCUGCAGCUUGCUCCGACAACUGUUGAUAGCACGAUGAUGGCGGCGGAGUGUAUGGGGAUGCGUGAAGCGCAUCUCGAUUUGAGGAGCGUCUUGGUCUCGUUCUUCCUGCAUGUAUAUCAUGCCAAGAUCAACCAGAGGGACUCGGCCAUGCGGUUCAUACGAGAGGCUGUGUAUGGCGCUAGGCUGUUGAAGCUGGAUGAGGGUGUGGGUGAGCAAGAGACUGCGCUCGGUGCAGAUGUCGUUGCUAAUAAAGAGAUUGUAUUCCUCUUGCUCUGGGUUUCUGAAAGGGGCUAUGCUAUGCAUCUCGGUCUCGAACCAUCAUAUACCAGUCCUAUUCGCCUACCCGACGAGGUUGAUGUAGGAGACAGCGCGGAUGCGAAAGGCUUGCUUGAGCUUGGCAGACUCUUUGCCACGUUCGAUGGGUUUUCGUCCGGAAGGAGCACAAAUUCCAGAGAUAGGCUAGUAAUAACUGCGGAUAGUCUUGCGAAGACGGAGACAGUUCUAUCGAUGCUAUCGUUCGGUAAAGGCGACCGACCUUCCACCCGCAUUGCGGAUUAUUGCAUCACGAAAGAAUGGAUGAGGACUAUCAUCUGGCAGGAAGCUCUGUCUCAGCGUCUGCUCUCCUCGAAAUCCGGUGCCCAGCUCAUGACAUUUAGAUUCCCGGCAGUGGUUAGCCGUGACCUUUUGAUGUCGCUACAAGGCUUUACUGAGUCUGACUUGCUGCCUUUGGGGCGCGACCAGCUGUUGAAGUGUUUCGAGAUCGCCAACUCACUCGCGGAUACUGUCCUGCUCACGCCAUCGGUAUCAACGUACUCUGCCUUCCAGUUAGGGCCACACGACUUUCUGCACGCCUUAUACCAGAAGCUGCUGCCUUUCCUGGAGCAAGAUCUCAUGUUGAAGUCGAUACUGCAUAGUAAGACGGCUGAGGCCUUGCUUAAAGCCCCCGCCCGCUUACUGGACUUGAACUAUGACCCUUGGUCAUUCGAUGACGAUCAAGAUAACGCUUACACUACCGAAGAGCAUGUGGACUCUCCUGAGCAGUACGUUGAUUCGCGAUGGGCUCUCUAUUAA
Messenger RNA from Aspergillus welwitschiae, 1515 nucleotides. Its product is annotated as putative C6 transcription factor. The record is from RefSeq and is a predicted model, not a curated record. Gene Ontology annotation, molecular function: DNA-binding transcription factor activity, RNA polymerase II-specific; zinc ion binding. Gene Ontology annotation, biological process: regulation of DNA-templated transcription. The transcript has 3 exons. Bases 1 to 1515 code for a protein of 504 amino acids. NCBI's taxonomy places the organism in Eukaryota, Fungi, Ascomycota, Eurotiomycetes, Eurotiales, Aspergillaceae.